Pteronotus mesoamericanus is the source of this 959-nucleotide messenger RNA. RefSeq names its product olfactory receptor 491-like. The coding region runs from base 27 to 959 and encodes 310 amino acids. The transcript has a single exon. NCBI's taxonomy places the organism in Eukaryota, Metazoa, Chordata, Mammalia, Chiroptera, Mormoopidae. Gene Ontology annotation, cellular component: membrane. Gene Ontology annotation, biological process: G protein-coupled receptor signaling pathway. Gene Ontology annotation, molecular function: olfactory receptor activity; G protein-coupled receptor activity; odorant binding. The record is from RefSeq and is a predicted model, not a curated record.
CUCAACAGAAAUAAUUCACAGAAGACAUGGAGGUUGGAAACCACACCAGCGUGACUGAGUUCGUCAUUUUGGGGUUCACAGAGAAUACUACAAUUUGUGCCAUUUUAUUUAUUGUGUUCCUAGGAAUCUAUGUUGUCACCUUAACGGGCAAUGUCAGCAUAAUCAUGUUAAUCAGGAGCAGCCCUCAGCUUCAUACCCCAAUGUACCUUUUCCUCUGCCAUUUGGCCUUUGUAGACAUUGGUUACUCCUCAUCGGUCACACCCGUUAUGCUCACGGGCUUCCUCAGGGAAGGAACCUCUAUCCGUGUUGCCGGUUGUAUAGCCCAGCUCUGUUCUGUGGUCACAUUUGGGACAGCUGAGUGCUUCCUGCUGGCCGCCAUGGCCUAUGAUCGCUAUGUGGCCAUCUGCUCCCCGCUGCUCUACUCCACCCACAUGUCCCCCAGGGUGUGCAUUCUCUUAGUGGGGAUUUCCUACUUGGGUGGGUGUGUGAAUGCUUGGACAUUUACUGGCUGUUUAUUGACUGUGUCUUUCUGUGGACCAAAUCAAGUAGAUCACUUUUUCUGUGAUUUCUCCCCUUUGUUAAAAAUUUCCUGCUCAGAUAUUUCUAUUAUUGAAAUUAUCCCUUCCAUCUCUUCUGGGUCUAUUAUUGUGGUCACUGUGUUUGUGAUAUCUGUCUCUUACAUCUGCAUCCUCAUCACCAUCCUGAAGAUGCGUUCUGCUGAAGGGCGCCAUAAAGCCUUCUCCACCUGCACCUCCCACCUCACUGCAGUUACUCUCUACUAUGGAACUGUUACCUUCAUUUAUGUCAUGCCCAAAUCCAGCUACUCAACUGACCAGAACAAAGUGGUGUCUUUGUUCUACACUGUGGUGAUCCCCAUGUUGAACCCUCUCAUCUACAGUCUGAGGAACAGAGAUGUGAAGGAAGCCUUGAGAAAGGCAGUUGUCAGAUUACAUUCUUAG